Molecule: messenger RNA, 851 nt
Organism: Habropoda laboriosa
Lineage: Eukaryota; Metazoa; Arthropoda; Insecta; Hymenoptera; Apidae
Product: post-GPI attachment to proteins factor 2-like
Exons: 4
Coding region: 58-816 (252 amino acids)
Biological process (GO): GPI anchor biosynthetic process
Cellular component (GO): Golgi membrane; endoplasmic reticulum membrane
Source: RefSeq, a predicted model, not a curated record
UCUUUAAGCUCUCCUUUUAUUUUGUGCAUAAAUGCCAAAGUAUUAGAUAGUUACACUAUGGAGCAAAAUAAUGUGGGAACCAGCAAAAGUUCCAUAUACUUGGCAAUAUCAUUUAAAAAAUUAUGUGUGGCAACAGUGUCUUUACUUCUUAUCGCACUUUUAGUCUGUUUUGUUACAGCAUAUAUCUUCCAGCAGGACGACAUUCAUGAAACACACUGCAGGGUUUAUAAUAUACUUCCAUCGAUCUCAGCUAUUACUGGUAUAUCCCCGCAAAGAUAUUUGUGGCGUAUAACUGUAGCAUUGCAUAUAGGUCCUCGGCUACUUAUUGCUAGUGUAUAUCAUUCAUAUUAUUACAAAAUAGUUAAAGCAAUUGAAGAUGUACCUUCCAAAAUUAUGGGAUGUAGACUUUUAAAUUUAUGUUAUUGGUUAAGUAUUGCAGAAAUAGCAACUUUAUGUGGUGUUACAUACAUCUCCAACAGAGAAUCUGUGCAUGAGAAAAUUUUCAUUGCCUUCAUGAUUAGUUCCCUGACGUAUAUGCUAGCAGCUGUAAGAUUGGGUCGUCUUGUAACACCAAAUGCACGAAGUCUUCAAUAUAAGCAAGCGCUUUUUAUAACAAGUCUUAUUAGUACUGUUGGACUUAUUGUUUUCUUCCUAAAACACAGGCUAUUGUGUCAUGACCUGGCAUUUAGCUGGUUUUCCUUAUGCGAGUAUGUGAUUGCCUCUGCAAAUAUGGGUUUUCAUGUUACCGUAAUUCUAGACUUUCCCAAGGAGCAGCUGGUUAUUGGGAAUGGUUUACCUGCCUUAAAGGUGGAUUAACUUGUAAUAUUUUAUACUUAUUAUCUUAUUAUUGU